AUGGGAGCUGCUCUCACGACAGCAGCUACCAAAUGGGAGCUGCUCUCACGACAGCAGCUACCAAAUGGACGCUACUCUCACGACAGCAGAUACCAAAUGGACGCUACUCUCACGACAGCAGAUACCAAAUGGGCGCUGCUCUCACGACAGCAGCUACCAAAUGGGCGCUGUUCUCACGACAGCAGAUACCAAAUGGGCGCUGCUCUCACGACAGCAGCUAUCAAAUGGGCGCUGCUCUCACGAUAG
Messenger RNA from Caenorhabditis sp. 36 PRJEB53466, 246 nucleotides. The record is from the annotation of a GenBank genome assembly. NCBI's taxonomy places the organism in Eukaryota, Metazoa, Nematoda, Chromadorea, Rhabditida, Rhabditidae.